AUGGAGAUCUUUGAACAAAUACUUAGGGAUGGAAUUAAGAGUGUUGAGAUUAAUAGUGUGAAGGGUGUUGAAACUAAUAAUGUGAAGGGUGGUGUUGGGACUAAUGGUGUAAAGGGUGUUAGGAUGGAUGGUGUUAAAUUUGUUAAGGGUCGUAGUGUGAAGGAUGAUGAAACUAGAUUGAAGAAUAAUGAAGUUAAAGGUAUUGAUUUUAGUGAUGGUGAAGAAGAGAGAAAUGCAUAUUUGGAUUACGUGUUUUGA
This is a messenger RNA of Sphenostylis stenocarpa, 258 nucleotides long. Lineage: Eukaryota; Viridiplantae; Streptophyta; Magnoliopsida; Fabales; Fabaceae. The record is from the annotation of a GenBank genome assembly.